CAUCGGGAUGGGACUGUCACUAGAGGAAUACAGUAAAUGGUACGGGAAGUGGCAUGGCUGCCUGAGCUUAAUCGUCUGCUGUUUUGGAAUCCCGACUAACAUUAUCAACAUUACAGUUCUCACAAGAAAACACAUGCACACGCCAAUUAACACCAUUCUGACAUGGAUAGCGUUUUUUGACAUCGUAACUAUGAUGGCAUAUUUGCCAUUUGUUAUCCAUUUUUAUAUUGAAUUUCCUACUAAUUCGCUCUCUCCAGAAAAGAAUAGUCAUGGAUGGAUGAAUUUCCUGUUGUUUUACAUUAAUCUAUCCACGUUAACUCAUACGAUUUCUAUAUGGCUCGGGGUUUCAUUAGCUAUCUUUCGCUACGUCCAUAUUCAUUCACCGGAAACUGGAAGUUUGACACAUAUGCGCCGUAUCACGCAUUGUCGAAUUGCAGUGUCCGUAGUGAUAGUUGGAUCAAUUCUCCUUUUGAUUCCAAAUUAUAUGUCCUCAAAACUCGUGCCCUUGGAGAGAAAUGGAACCAUACUUCCAAAAAUAAAAGUUCUCGAUGACCCACAUCUUGGAACACCAAAUGUAAAAGUUGGCGUGUUUAUCAGUUUUAUUUUGUAUAGCAUCAUUGCUAAAAUAAUCCCUUGUAUGUUAAUGAUGAUUUUCGGAGCAUUGUUGCUCAAGACUUUAGAUAACCAUGGGCGAGUUAACCGCAAAAAGCUGUCUAAAUUGGGUGUUGUGAUGAAUCGUCCUUUGAACACAUCACGAACCACUGCCAUGUUGCUCAUUGUAAUGGUGCUCUUCUUAGUGACAGAACUUCCGCAAGGGAUAUUACUCGUGAUGAGCCUGACUCUUCGGAAUUUUUUCGAUACUGUUUACAUUCCACUUGGGGAUACAAUGGACAUCCUUGCCUUGAUAAACAAUAGCAUUAAUUUUGUUCUGUAUUGUUCUAUGAGUAUAGAAUUCCGACGUACCAUUUCAAAAUGGAUUCGGAAAUGUUUGGGAGCAAGUAGUUUAAUAAAUGAAAACCAGAAUAAUUUUGAAAUGAAAAACAAGAAUUCAGGGGAGGCAAAGAAAACCAAAACUAGCAAUUCAGCCGGAAACACCACAACAGAUGAAAUGCAAAUAGGUCUGCCUUUAACAGGAUGUAGCGAAUCUUACAGCGUAGCAGAAAUUAACAGCCCGUGCUGCAAGUCAUUAUCAGACAUCCAGAUUAAUGGCGAGAUAUUAUACAGUCAGAUCUCAACGGAGGCUGAGAGUGAGAAACUGAUAUUCGAAGAAAGCAAUGACGAUGAGAUAUCCGAGACCAUUCCACUGGCACAUACUGCCACGCAUUCCUGUUCUACUGACGUGUAAAACACUCACUCUGCUGACCCACUGUUCUUGUGUACAAUGAUAUUCAAUAUUGUUUUUUUUCUUUUUACUUGAAACUUAUAUAAAUGAACAAAGGCAUCUUUAUAUGGUCUGACUUCGUCCACAUAUUUCACGAGAAAAUUAUUUUCAGCUAAAGGACGGAGACGGUGACUGAUUUUGUUUAUUUACCUUCAUAUUUAACUCUUCAUAUUUAAUUAAGAUAUUAGAAAUAUUGCUGCUUUUCGAAAAAAAGGCUGUGUUAUUUAUACUUCAUUAAUGCUAGAUUCUAUUUGCUGAGAAGGAUAGAACUUGAGAAAUGAUGAAUUUCAACGCGAUCGCUGAUAUUCUUGUUUAAUCAACUUGUUUGUCUAUAACGAACUUUGUUUUUGAAAUUUGUCGUAGGUAAUGUUCUUGAGAAUUGCAGGUGAUAAGGUUUAUUUUUACACCAGUAAAGGA
Messenger RNA from Saccostrea cuccullata (small rock oyster), 1798 nucleotides. RefSeq names its product G-protein coupled receptor dmsr-1-like. The record is from RefSeq and is a predicted model, not a curated record. Gene Ontology annotation, molecular function: G protein-coupled peptide receptor activity. The coding region runs from base 8 to 1345 and encodes 445 amino acids. The transcript has a single exon. Lineage: Eukaryota; Metazoa; Mollusca; Bivalvia; Ostreida; Ostreidae. Gene Ontology annotation, cellular component: plasma membrane. Gene Ontology annotation, biological process: G protein-coupled receptor signaling pathway.